This is a messenger RNA of Sclerotinia borealis F-4128, 3489 nucleotides long. NCBI's taxonomy places the organism in Eukaryota, Fungi, Ascomycota, Leotiomycetes, Helotiales, Sclerotiniaceae. The record is from the annotation of a GenBank genome assembly.
AUGAAGUUCGGCCGCACUCUUCCUACUGUUCAGGUCCCCGAAUGGUCAUCUUCAUACAUUAACUAUAAGGGCUUGAAGAAACUUAUCAAAGCUGCUGCGAAUACUGCAAAGGAUGGAAAGGACAUUGAUCUAGCAGAAUUCUUCUUUUCUCUCGAUCGAAACUUGGAAGAUGUCGAUGCGUUUUACAACAAGAAAUUUAAUGACUCUUCCCGCCGACUUAAUCUCCUCCAGCAACGAUAUAGCGAUGGGGCAAUCUAUACUACACAAGGACUGGAUCGCAAUGAAGUUGAGGAGUUAAUGGGGGCUCUUCUUGAGCUUAGAUCCCAAUUGAGAAAGUUACAAUGGUUUGGUGAGGUAAACCGUAAAGGUUUCCUCAAGAUCACAAAGAAAUUGGAUAAGAAAGUCCCCAAUGUUUGUACCCAAGCAAGGUACAUGGCUUCGAAGGUCGAUUUAAAACCUUUUGCAGCAAAUACUGCCCUUUCAAAAGCUAUGAAAACGACAAAUGACUGGAUUGCAGUCUUGGGAGAGAAGAAUGUCAGCGAUGACGAAUUGUCGGUUCAGUCAGCACAUUCAAUCAGGAGAGUGUCAUCGAGAACGAUUCUCCAUCUACCCAGUGGAUUGGUCGAUACAGUCGACCAAGCAAUCAGGAAUGAUGAUGUUCCAACCUUGAAGGAAGCCAUUGCGGAGGCAGGCUUUGACGCCAGUGAUCAACCGAUGCAAAAGCUCUUUUUGAACUUGUUGCAAAGAUCCAUAUCUUGCAAAUCCAAGAAAUCAAUUAUUUACUUUUUGAAGAUGAUAAAUUGUCUGGAUGUACCAGAUGACAUCAACGAACGAAAUUGUAUUCAUCGUCUCGUUAUAUCCAUCAGCCGUUCAAAAGCCGCCGCUAAGUCACAGGAGAAGGAACCAGAGAGUGUCUCUUUCAAGGAUGCAGAUCGCGUCAAAUUCAUCACACCAGCCCUCUCACCAGAUCCAGGACCAAAAUCAAAGAAACUCCAAGAAUCAUCACUUCUGGGUUUAGAAGACGAGUCCGUCAAUCUUUUGUCUUUUGUGUUGAAUCACUUGGAAAUACACCACAGAUCAGCAUUGAAUGGCAGAGACUCUUAUGGUCGUCUUCCGUUACACUAUGCUGCGGAAUUCGGUUUUGUUGUCAUUUGUCAAUUGGUUAUGAAAUUCAUGCAGAAUUGGGGCCAAUUCAAUGUUGAACAUGGAAUUGAUGCAUCAGAAUGGCAAGAUGCCGAGGGUUUAGCACCCCUUCAUCUUAGCGUGAUUGGCGGGCAUGCUUUGACAACGAAAGCUCUUCUUGAUGGUGAAAAUUGGGAGGGCACCAAUGACCAAAAAGCUGCCAUGAGAAGAGAUAUUGCCAAAUCAAGUGCGGUUCUUGCUUUGGCUACAAAGUCUAACUUCACGGUAAUAGUUAGACUACUUGUAGAUGCCGGAGUCGAUAUCAACUGGAAGGAUGCGAGGUCAAAUGACGAGACUGCGUUGCAUAUCGCAGCACGAACUGGUCAUGAGGAGUGUGCAGAUAUUCUUCUCCAAGGAACGUUAGAUCAAAAAGCCGAUUUUGAACUAACUGAGAAGGUAUACUCUUGGACGCCAUUACAUGUUGCUUGUGUUGACGGUCACCUUGAUGUUGUGGAGCUAUUGAUAUCAGCUGGCGCAGAUCUCUUGAAAGCUGAUGCUGGAGGUUGGACAGCUCGGGAGCAUGCAGCUUUGAGGGGCCAUAUGGAUAUUGCAGAGAGAUUGGCAGAGGCUGAAUUGGAAAAAGGUACUUCUGGAAGUGAAUUGUCUACUAGCAGUGGUCCUUCAUCUCCAUCCAAUGUUUCUUCAAUCGAAGCAUUCCGAUCACAGAGCACAAAUCCUCCUCGAGCCAUUGAGCCUGUCAAGACUUUCGGUCAUCGAUAUCUAACAGACGAAAGUAUGGUCCUGGUCAGCAUGGGCUCAAUGGAUAUGAGGAAGAACAUCCCAGCAGUCAAACUGGAGAAUAUCCCUAUUUCGGAAGCUCAUUCGACUCAGCUCGACACUGCUCUAUCACUUGUGGUCUCUGCCAAAGGGGCCACAGGUGAGCCUACGAUCAUUGAUCUACCUAUCCAAGAUAAUAUUUCCACUGAUCCUAUCGUAUUCACAACUCUCGAUGCUUCCAAAGUUAAGUUGUACUUCGAUAUCGUACCAACAUAUGCUGGUAGCGAGAAACACAAGAUUGGACGAGGAAUGGCAAUGUUGUCUAGUAUUAGACCCACGAUCGGAUUGAAACGAAUGAACCUUCAGGGAGAUGUCACUGUACCAAUCGUCUCUAAAGAUACCUUGGAGGAUAUUGGAACUGUGAACUUCAACUUCCUUGUUAUUACGCCAUUCUCGCAUCCGGAAAUGGGAGUCACUGCGCAACAAACGUAUUGGAAAGAGUUGUCUUCAACAAUGGUUAUUGGGCAUCGAGGUCUUGGCAAGAAUACUUCUGCAAACAAAUCACUUCAACUCGGUGAAAACACUUUACAGUCGUUCAUCGCAGCUGCUAAUCUUGGAGCUAAUUAUGUUGAAUUUGAUGUUCAACUUACCAAAGAUCACGUUCCUGUCAUCUACCAUGACUUCCUCGUUUCUGAAACUGGAAUUGAUGCACCAGUUCACACUCUCACAUUGGAGCAAUUUCUCCAUGUCAACGAAACGACAUCUCGGUCCACUCGCCCUCCAUCCCCCCCAAAGGACAGACCACGCAUUCAAUCUAUCAAAAGAGGUAUGGAUCGUCAACGAUCACUGUCCUUAGGCCAAGGAAUGUUCGAAAACGAUAUGGCAGAAAGAAUGAAACAUACCCGCGACUUUAAACAAAAUGGCUACAAAGGCAACACCCGUGGAAAUUUUAUUCAAGCCCCUUUCACCACUCUCGAAGAAAUGUUCCGCGAACUUCCCCAAAAUGUCGGUUUCAAUGUCGAAAUGAAGUAUCCUAUGCUUCACGAAACAGAGGAACAUGAAAUGGACACUUAUGCUGUAGAACUUAAUAGUUUCUGCGAUACGGUCCUCACGAAAGUUUAUGACAUGAAGCAAAAACGCAAGGUUAUCUUCAGUUCGUUUAACCCGGAUAUUUGUCUAUUGUUAUCGUUUAAACAACCAAGUAUACCAAUUUUGUUCCUAACAGACGCGGGUACGAGCCCGGUGGGUGAUAUCAGGGCUAGUAGUUUACAAGAGGCAAUUCGAUUUGCUAGUCGCUGGAAUUUAUUGGGAGUUGUUAGUGCGGCGGAACCAUUGUGUAAUAGUCCCAGGUUGGUUAAGGUGGUUAAGGAUAGUGGGUUGGUUUGUGUUAGUUAUGGGGUAUUGAAUAAUGAUCCGAUCAAGGUUCAGGAACAAGUAAAUGAAGGCAUCGACGCAGUAAUCGUAGAUAGUGUAUUGAAGAUUCGAAAUGGUCUCACGAAGAAUGCUAAGGGCUCGGGAGCAGCAACACCUACACCUGCUUGGGCAGAGGGUUUGCUUGGGGGUGUUAAGGGUUUAGAUGUUAAGGAAUGA